Molecule: messenger RNA, 2176 nt
Organism: Pocillopora meandrina
Lineage: Eukaryota; Metazoa; Cnidaria; Anthozoa; Scleractinia; Pocilloporidae
Source: the annotation of a GenBank genome assembly
GUCCAGCUAUGUCACUGAAAUGGCAACCGGGAUUAUAUCUGGGCGAAAUAUAGAAGGGACUGAUGAUGUAGAUGGGAUUUUAACCUCUAAUGGAAUCAUAAAUAGAGAUGAAACGGAUCUUGCUGCUUCGAGGGUCAAUCGCCGUAGCUAUGUUCAUCUGGAAUCGGAAAGAGUUCAUAUCAUUUGGGAUCUUUUCGCUGUAGCAUCCAUCUUAACAUUCAUUGCCGACAUAAUCUCCGAUCUGGUAGUUUCCGUACAUUAUUUCCUUGAUGGGAAAUAUCUUUGGUUUGCCUUAACUUUAGGAUUUGUAAUUUUAUCUUCUGUGGUAAUGCAAAUAUUUUCUGCCAAAUGGUUUCACGAAGAUGGCGAAUACCUGAAUUGGUGUACAUACUUGCUUCAUUUUUUUCAACUUGGUCCGAUUAUCAGGUAAAUUUAACAUUAUGAUUCCUGAAUAUUUUUUUCAUAAGUCGAGAGCAUCUCUUCCUGGGUAUACGGGUAGAUUGCAUCAUCAGUUUCUCAUAUUAUGUGCUGUUAGUAGACGUAAGUAAGUAAGUAAGACGAUCGUUGGAAUAUAAAGGCGUGGGCGGGAUUUUUUGACAAAGUCCAACACUACCGUCUCUUAAUACUGUUUUACAGGUAUACACUGGACUGUUUUUUUAUAAUUAUUUAAUGUAUUGCUUUUUCAUACCAGAGGUUAGGUCCCAUGUUGUCCAGGACCCCCUUUAAUUACUUAUAGAUGGGGAUUACUGACACUUGGCAUUCUGAGUUUGUUGGAAAACCGGACAUAAUAUUAGCUUUUGUCUACGUUCAUGGACUUAGCUUAUUUGAAUAUUGAAUCAGUUGAUUUAGUCGUGGACGUGAUUACAAUAAAUUGAACAUUUUGCCUCGUUUUGUCAAUGAGAAAGCCACACAAGAGCCAGAACAUCCGAUUUUGUCAUGAUUCAGACUUUAGAAGAAACAUGGUCUUUACAGUUCAGUCAUUUUGCCCAAGGUGGCUAUUUGAUUUAUUUUCCGAUUAAAAGGUUGAUUGAUUAGAUGUCUCAUAUUUCAUUGCUUCAUUUCAUUAUUUAGAUACUGGCGUGUCAUUAAAGCUGGAUGGCGAACCCGUCAGCAAAACUCAGCUGAUACAGUCAAUGUCUAUAAAGUUUACCUGGCAGAAUGGAGAGACAUUAGCAUGUUACGACUGUUUGAGUGUUUUUUAGAAUCUGCACCACAGUUAGUUCUUCAACUUUUUAUCAUGGCUUAUAACAAGCGAUUUGAUGCUGAGAGUGACUGGUUGACAGUAAUUGCUGCUGGAAGCUCCUUGUUAUCUCUUGCUUGGGCAAUUGUGGGAUAUACUAAAGCUCUUAGAGACUUCUUAGGUCAAGGAGAAAGCCACUCAUGGGUUGGAGUUUUUCUUCAAAUUAUAUGGCGUAUGUGUAUGGUAGCAUCUAGAGUUGUAGCACUUGUGUUGUUUGCCUCAUACUAUACCAUUUGGCUGUUUGUGGUCGCAGCAGUUCACUGGCUUAUAAUGACAACUUGGCUUAUUUUCCAGAAAACGCGAUUUUGUGUUGAUGAUGAAGGUACACGCCAUCUAUGUCGAGAGUAUUUGUUUGAUGCUGUUAUUGGAUUUGUGUAUAUCUUUUGUUUUUUCAACAUCAGAGAGGGUAUGACUCGUAUUCGAGCAAUUCCUUACUAUGUCAUUAUGUUGGGAGAGAACACUGUUUUUGUAGUGAUGUGGUAUCCAUUUAGAACACUUUAUGGAGACAUUGAGAUUGCUGCACUUAGUAUUGUGUGGGGUGCAUUUGGAAUAGGACUCCUGUGUAUGGUUUCUUACUAUUCUUUUUACCAUCCAAGUCUUCCUAUGAAGGGCAUUUGUGUGAAGAAGACUGAACUGAAUUUGCAAGAGCAUCAACGCAUGACAGUUUGUUGGUGCUGCUUCUGUGAGAUCACAACCAGGCAAUCUGCUGUGGAAGAAAAUAAUGAUAAAUGCAGACUAACCAUUAAACAGAGAUCUUAUCACACUUCAAGAAGCACAACAGCUGCUCCUCCAUAUCGAAGCUUACCAGUUGAUGUAGAUAUUUUACCUCGUAUAUCAAGAGAAGUUCAUCCACCAAUUUAUCAAAAUCAUCAAGAACUAAGAAAUGGUGGGAUUACAGGAAUGCAGGGAAUGUAUGCAAAAUCCUCAUGGUUGUAA